AUGGGAGGCGCUCAACGCCGCCCGGGCACAUACCUGGCAUCACUCGAGUCUUCUGUAGAAUCCUCUUCGUCGAUGUCUGAUUCUGCAGAAUCCACAUCGCCUGGUUGUCUUCCAAGAAGUCGUCUGGAUUCUGGAGCUUCAGAAACGCCAUUAUCGUCAGAAAUGCCGGAUCCAGGAGAUGGAGUUCGCAUGGAUUCUGGAGCUUCAGGAGCAUCUGGAGCGCCGACAAUGUCAUCUGAAGGCAUCUCACUAUCGUCGUCUGAUUCUGCAGAAUCUUCUUCGUCUUGUGGGCGUCCCAAAAGUCGUCUGGAUUCUGAAUCCUCCAUAACAACAUCAUCCAUAGAUUCUGGAGCAUCGUCGCCUUCAGAAUCUGACAAGUGUCUUCUGGAUUCUGAAUCCUCCAUAACAACAUCAUCAUCGGGACUGUUAGAUCGUGAAGAUGAAGAUCGCAUGUCUUCAGAUGCUCCUGGAGCGUCGACGGCUUCUUCUGAACGUUCGCUAGGAGGUCUUCUGGAUUCUGGAGCCUCAACGACAGCGUUAUCUUCAGAAAUGUCUGAUUCAGGAGACGGAGUUCGUGAGACUUCUGGAGCUUCCUCUGGUCUUCUGGAUUCUGGAGCCUCAACGACAGCAUUAUCUUCAGAAAUGUCUGAUUCAGGAGAUGGAGUUCGGCUAGCGGAUUCUGGAGCUUCUUCCUCAUCUUCUACUUUAACCUCUGGUCUUCUGAAUUCUGGAGCUUCCACGACUUGA
Molecule: messenger RNA, 747 nt
Organism: Caenorhabditis remanei
Lineage: Eukaryota; Metazoa; Nematoda; Chromadorea; Rhabditida; Rhabditidae
Exons: 1
Coding region: 1-747 (248 amino acids)
Biological process (GO): proteolysis
Molecular function (GO): aspartic-type endopeptidase activity
Source: RefSeq, a predicted model, not a curated record